AGCCACUGAAAAAGAUAUGAAGUCUAGAGCAGUGGAAGUUACAUUGUGCUGAAUAUAAACAAUGGGCGGAUUGGUCUUUAGAUGAGACGUUGGUACCACCUUCCAUUCUAAAAUAAAAUCGCCCUGGCUUGAAGUCACAGCCUAUUUCAUAUCCGGUUUACCCAGUGAUAUGUUACCAUUGUCCUGGUAAAGUAAAGAUUUAUUUGGCUGCAGUCUCGGUAUUUAGAGUAGAUUUUAUAGUUAGAUUGCCAAUUUGUUGGGGACUGAGAAGAGUUUCACUCAACCACACCAUUGAACAGUGCGCGAAACCUGCGCAUACUCAGCAUCGUCAGCUGCCGCUUCUCGAGACUCAAGCUAAAUUUGGUCAGAUCUGAGAUCUUGGAGGAUUGUUCUCAUCGAAUCCGUGUAGAAAAUAUAUCCAUAAAAGUUUGAAAAUACGACAGCCUCGAACAUCUCUGGCAUAUCGCUUGACAAACCACUCUCCAACCAUGGGUGGACGGACAGGAACGGCCAUACUGCUAUGUGUGUGGGCCUGUUUGCUGGUGGCCAACGUGCUUUGUGGGAAAAGCUCUGGACAGAAUGGCCAGACGGACGAGCAGAAAGACAACACAACAGUGUUCACCCGGAUCCUAGACAGUCUUCUAGAUGGCUACGACAAUCGUCUCAGACCAGGGUUGGGAGAGCGUGUAACUGAAGUCAAGACUGACAUUUUCGUGACGAGUAUUGGGCCCGUCUCGGACCAUGACAUGGAAUACACCAUUGAUGUGUUCUUCCGUCAAAGCUGGAAGGACGAGCGGCUAAAAUUUAAAGGGCCAAUGGCGGUUCUCCGUUUGAACAACCUGAUGGCCAGUAAAAUCUGGACCCCUGACACAUUCUUUCACAAUGGCAAGAAGUCUGUGGCACACAACAUGACUAUGCCCAACAAACUCCUACGAAUCACAGAGGAGGGAACUCUGCUCUAUACUAUGAGACUGACCGUAAGGGCAGAGUGUCCCAUGCACCUGGAGGACUUCCCCAUGGAUGCCCAUGCUUGCCCACUGAAGUUCGGCAGCUAUGCUUACACCAGGGCUGAGGUUGUGUACGUGUGGACGAGAGGGGCAGCCCAGUCUGUUGUGGUGGCUGAAGAUGGCUCUCGGCUCAACCAGUAUGAUCUGAUGGGGCAAAGCGUGGACUCUGGGGUUGUCCAGUCCAGCACAGGAGAGUAUGUUGUCAUGACGACACACUUCCACCUGAAGAGGAAGAUUGGUUAUUUUGUCAUCCAGACGUACCUGCCCUGCAUCAUGACGGUGAUCCUGUCCCAGGUGUCCUUCUGGCUCAACAGAGAGUCCGUCCCAGCCAGGACUGUGUUCGGAGUGACAACUGUGCUGACCAUGACCACCCUCAGUAUCAGUGCUAGGAACUCUCUCCCCAAGGUGGCCUAUGCCACAGCCAUGGACUGGUUCAUUGCAGUCUGCUAUGCCUUUGUCUUCUCUGCCCUCAUUGAGUUUGCUACAGUCAACUACUUCACAAAGAGGGGCUACGCCUGGGAUGGAAAAAGUGUGGUGCCAGAGAAGAAGAAGAAGAAGGAGUCUCUCCUGAAGAAGAACAACACCACCGCCUACACUGCCGCCACUGCUACAGCCUUCGCUCCAAACAUUGCCAGAGAUCCUGGUUUGGCCACCAUUGCCAAAAGUGCUCCCCCUCCCCCCACUGAGCCCAAGGAAGAGCCAAAGCCCAAGCCACCAGAGGCCAAGAAGACCUUCAACAGCGUCAGCAAGAUCGACAGGAUCGCCAGAAUAGCCUUCCCCUUACUCUUCGGAACCUUUAACCUGGUCUACUGGGCAACUUACUUGAAUAAAAAGCCUAAGUUACAGGGUAUGACCCCAGGAUCCCACUAAUCUCAAUCCCCCUUUCUUUUUCCCCCGAAUGUGUAUUUUCUGAAAACAUGGUUUUCAUGCUGGUUGAAUUCCCAGUCGCCACAUUACUUUAAUGUCAAAUACCUUCCAAGAUUUAAAAAAAAAAAUUGAAAAGAGUAAAGGUCUUAGGAUCAAUGUGGUGACUAUUUCAUGGGAAUUGUUUUUGGGGGGAGGGAUUAUGCUACUAAAGAAAAUAUGCUAUAAAUAAUAUAUGAUAUACACAAGAGAAUGCUAUUCUACAAAUGCACAUAGCCCAACAAUUGUUAAGGAUCUAUUAUUUGUUUUAGUUUUCUGAUAUAUGUUCAGUUGUUGUUUUGCAUUACAUUUUUAACACUGUAAAAGAAAAUUGUGUUUUUGCAUGGACUGGGCAUUUUUCUUUUCAAAGAUCAAUCAACAUUUAUUUCACCGAUGGACCAGUUUGUUUGAUAUCAGUGACAAAAUGCUACCUACAAUCUUCAUCAAAUAUUCCUCUAUUCUCUGUAGUUGAUGUUUUUGGGGUUUGUUCAUUUCCUUUUGUUGAAAGAAUCAAGAUAGGGGUUCAGCAAUAGCAAUAAAACAUGUCUCAAUGGAAACAACAUCAUUCAAUUCAUCGAUUUUAGAAGAAGCUAAAUUAUUUUAUUGUUUCUAUGUGCAACAUUAGGAGUAAUAUGAAUUUAGUUGUUUUGUAAAUAUGAUCAAGUGUUAGAGAUGUCAACAUUAUGUUUAAGCUUUUCAAAGAGUAACUAAUGGUAUACAUAUACAACUCCUGGAAAAAAGACUUUUCUUUCUUUAACUGUUUAUGAAACAUUGAAAAUAGUUUGUAUGAAGAGAGUAUUUACUGGUUCACUCCAAAGUGACUGUUUCUUACCAAGUCAGUGUUCCACUGAUCGCUGGUCAACGUUGCCAGUGGUUAUCAAGUUAUCAAGUACUUAUCAAGUAUAAGUUAAUAUAUAUUCAACUAAUUCCAUAGCUGUGUGUAUGUGCGUACUGACACCAACAAUGUGUCAGGUCUGGGAUAGUAAUGAGUAAGAAUGUAAAACUGUCGAAGUCUAAAUGUCGGAAUGCAUUUUAUAUUUAGAAUUAAAAAACACUAUUAUUCUUUACUUUGGUUUCUGGUUUCUAUGGCAGAGAUGAGCCCCUAAAGGGACAUGUGUACAGGGCCCAGAGGACCGUUAGCAACAUUGUUAAGUUUCUAAGAUGGCUGGUAGCAGUGAGCGUUGCACCGGCCGGGCAGUGGCUAACACAUUGAGAGUGAAGAGCAGUGCCACUAAGGAAAGGCGACUCCCAUGAUUGAUGACACUACAUUUUCCAUCCUGCUCUAUUCCGUGACCCUGUGAUGGCGCCGUAGUUCCCAUCUUCUGUUACCGAUGUUUUAGACAUCACUUAAAACGUACCUGCUACGCUGCCUUCAGUCUCACAUGCCGUUAGGUGAAGGCUGCUUUUUGGCCUGCAUCUGUUGCUGCUUGAUGUUGAUGAGAGAGAAGGCGGAGGCACUCAACUCUAUUGGCUAGUGCUGUGUUCUGCGCAUAGGAAAUGUCUUGUAGUUCUUUGACAGUAUUGAAUAUCUAUAUUUUUGUAGCAUGAUGUCAAUCACUCCUCAGAGAGAACCAACAGAUUCUAAACCAAACGUGAAAACAUGUUUGCUUUCUUUUUAUUUCCUCAUUCCAACAGACAAUGUUUUCCCAGAUGUGGCAAGUUAAAGUUAAUUGUCCUUCUCAAAUUCUGUUGAUGUAGCAAUAUUGAUUAGCAAGGGCUUUUUGAAAAUCUGAAUUUAAAACAUGCAUUGUCCCGGAUGAUAUCCAUGGUAGCUUUAUGGUGACCUCUGUAGUCAUAGUUCCAUGUGUAUUGUUGUUAUCCAAAAUAUCUUUGGAUUAAUGAUCACGAGCAAUGGCUUAUAUUUUUUCUUCUCUGUGGUUUUCAAGCCGUCAGCACCUGACUUGCUUUCAGAAAUCUAUGAUCCAAUUUGAGAGUGGGGGUAUUGCAUAGCAUGGGCUGGGGUGUUUUUACAGUAAAUGGGUUUUAUAGUACUGGACAUUGUGCAGUGGUGAUGACAUCUCUGGACCUUGUAGAAAGACUAGAGUGUAUUGUAUAUCAGUGCACAGGGGUGAAAAGGUCAGUGUUUCCCAGAGGGAGAAUGAGAGAGUCAGUUGCAUUACGACCAAUAGACAGAAUCCAUUCCUGGAGAUGGAGGGCUUUCAGUAUGCAGGUUCACUCUGCCGUGCUCAGAGUAGUCUGUUUCAAACUGCGUCAGGAACACAAGUUCCGUGUGAAAUGUACAAAUAUAAAUACAUUGAUAAUUAAAUUCAAACGUAUUGUAUGGAUGUUUAAUAUCAUGACGAAAAGAGUAUAAAUAUAUAUAUAAUAUACAUAAUGCAUAUAUGACUAUUUCAUAAAACAUACUAGCUAAGAUAAUGAUAAAUAUUGUUUGUACCAACCUAUUGUUAUGCAUUUUGCACAUUAGAAGUAUACUUUACAUGUAUGUAGUCAGCUUUGUGCUAUGCAAGGACAGCUUUGCACCACGUUAAUUCAAUUUUUUCUUUGACCGUUGUUUGUCCAAUUAAAAAGGUGUUGUAAAAAGCUUAACUCUUUAAUCAACCAUGCAACCUACUUAGCCGUUUAACCAUUUUUUCUGCUGGGUAAUCACAAAGUUGAUAGUGAUUGUGAAUUAGUCUACCAUAAUUUUUUGAUGUACAUGUCUGAAUCUAAUGAUGGUUGAUGGAAAGAUGAUGGCUUUGAAUGUCGACUGCAUUUUUUUUUUUUUGGGGGGGGGGGGUUAUGGUAAUAAAGUUAGUCAAUUUAAAACCUCAAGCUAAAGUAUAUCAAGUUAACAUACAUAUUUUUAUUUGAGGAUAACAUUAAUCAGAUUUGUUAAUAUAAUCUGAGACUGAUGAAUUGCAGACUGGAUAAAUAAAUAAAAAUCUUUUCCACAUAGCUAGCAAUUUAGUUUUAGAGAAACUAAAUCCCUGAAGGGUUCCUCUAUCAUUUAACAAAUGAAAACCUCAGCUACAAUUCAUUUGAUAGUGGAAAGUGGACUCACCCCACUUGUUGUUAUUCUGGCAUACUCAUUUAGGAAGGCAUUGUAUUUGCUCCAUAGCACUGGCUGUGGAAUCUGUGGCACAUUUUCCAACAUGAGCUUCCAACCCCUUACCUUUUUACAUUGAUCAGCUGUAACAUGUAAAAGCACCUCAAACCGAUCCCCUAUGUUGGAGACCAAGUGAUCCCCCAUCGAGAAUCCUGCCUCAUUGCUUUUCAAAGUUGGGUCUUUGAUCAAUAUUAGGUGCCUGUGGGAGUUUGUUGUUUUCUUGUGCAUUUAUUUAUCAGGCAUACAAAUAUAUUUAAAUCGGAAAUAAAACCACAUUUUCGAAAGCGCAAAUGUUGCAGAUAUAUAAUGGAUGAGGGUGAAAGGCAUCCACACACACUGAUAUGUAACAUCUGAUUACAAACGAUGAUGGAGAAGGGGAAGGAUUCUGUUGGAUUGGAUGGAAAGGUGCAUCUUCUGUAAAUGUCUGUUUUUGUUAUAAAAUGACUCUCAGUAGAAUCUGAAUCUCAGUAGAAUCUGACGUCUUUAAAUAAACCUGGUCACGUUGACAUUUUUAUCAAUGUGUAAUAAAUGAUUAAAAUGCCAA
Molecule: messenger RNA, 5500 nt
Organism: Oncorhynchus kisutch (coho salmon)
Lineage: Eukaryota; Metazoa; Chordata; Actinopteri; Salmoniformes; Salmonidae
Product: gamma-aminobutyric acid type A receptor subunit alpha1
Exons: 10
Coding region: 489-1877 (462 amino acids)
Biological process (GO): gamma-aminobutyric acid signaling pathway; chloride transport; monoatomic ion transmembrane transport
Cellular component (GO): membrane
Molecular function (GO): GABA-A receptor activity; extracellular ligand-gated monoatomic ion channel activity
Source: RefSeq, a predicted model, not a curated record